Zerene cesonia (dogface butterfly) is the source of this 1832-nucleotide messenger RNA. RefSeq names its product multiple inositol polyphosphate phosphatase 1-like. NCBI's taxonomy places the organism in Eukaryota, Metazoa, Arthropoda, Insecta, Lepidoptera, Pieridae. The transcript is spliced from 5 exons. The coding region runs from base 56 to 1330 and encodes 424 amino acids. The record is from RefSeq and is a predicted model, not a curated record. Gene Ontology annotation, molecular function: inositol phosphate phosphatase activity; acid phosphatase activity.
UGUCAUUUGACGGCCGAGUUGUUUAAAAUUGUUUACUCUAAAAUAGAGAGAAAAUAUGAAACUCUACGCGUUCAUUUUCAUUUUUAAUUGUGCACAUUUUUCCAUGCCGUUGGACUGCUUUUGGAAUUCUUGUCAAUAUAAAAAAUUUUCAAGUAAAACUCCGUAUAACUGUAUUAGAGAUGAUAUCAGGGAUUCUGUUGUGAAGCUUGACGGAUGUGACGUUAUAAGCAUUUGGACAAUAAUAAGGCACGGGAAACGAAGUCCAGGAGGAAAUUAUAGUCUCUAUAUGAAAGAUGCUAUAUCGCUGCGAAAUAAAGUAAAAUCCAGCUAUGAGAAAGGAACUAGGUUUCUGUGUGCACAAGAUGUGGAAAACUUGAUUAAUUGGCAAGUUGACAGCGAAUUGUUUGAUAAGGCUCACAGCUUAACCAGAGAGGGCUAUCAAGAAAUGUUCGGGAUUGGAAAGAGGUUAAGAGAGGCCUUUAUACAACUGUUGGACAAAGUGGAAAAUGGAAGUUAUGUCAUACGAUCUGCGUAUGGACAUUGGGUUGAAAAUGGCGUGAUCGGUUUCGUUGAAGGUUUGUCGAACAACAAGAGUAUGGAGAUUCAGCAUUUAGCUCCACAAAAUGAUAGUUUAGCGGUUUAUUAUAGAUGUCCGAAAUAUAUGAAGGAAAUUCGUAGACAUCCUAAAACAUAUAGCGAAUAUGAUACAUAUCUUGAAAAUAAGGAAUAUCUAGCAGCCAAAAAGAGAAUAGAAAAUCGAGUUGGCGUGGAGCUUACAAAUGACAACAUUACCGGUCUGUAUGACCUUUGUCGGUAUGCCUGGUCAGCCAUCGACAAUAAACCAAGUCCCUGGUGUGCUUUAUUCUCAAUGAAAGACCUUGAAGUUAUGGAAUAUGCUGGAGAUUUAAGACAUUAUUAUAGGAAUGGCUUUGGGAAUCAAUUAAAUGUACUAAUGGGCGAGAUUGUCAUAUCUGACCUGUAUAAGAAGUUUAUACACGCAAAAGAUAAUCGUGGUGUCAAAAUUGUAGCAUAUUUUAGUCAUGCCACGAUGCUGGAUAUGGUAGUAUCAGCUCUUGGGGUAUUUAAUGAUAAAAUGCCUCUCACGGGUACAUUUCGUAACGUGAAUAGAAAAUGGCGUUCUUCAAAAGUAUCUGCAUUCGCAGCGAACCUAAUUGCAGUUUUGUAUAGAUGCGGAAACGUUUACAAAGUGGGAUUUUAUUUAAAUGAAGAGCUUUUAACAUCAAUGUGUGAUAACGGAAUAUGUUCGUGGCAAGAAUUUGAAAAUAAAUUGAUACCAUUUCUAAACGUAACUCUUGAAGUGUGUUUUUAAACGCAUAAACAACUCAGUUGAUGAAAACGCUGACUUGAAGAAAUUGUGAAAGAAGCGUUAUACUGUCCUUGUAUAACAAACUAUAUCUACUUAAACUCACGUUAACACUUACGUUUAUAUUCAGUAACAUUAUACUAAAUGUUACGUUUCGCAAAUAGCUGCUAUUAAAAAAAAAAGAUUUAUCUAGAGCAAGUCAAUUUGUCACUUUCUUUGAUACUUUGAAACACGUGGAUCAUAAAAACCUUGGUGUGGAGAUAUUUCUAAUAUUAAUGUUACACAAAAACUACAUUGCAUUGAUUUUGUAUAUAAAUCUUAGAGCUUCAUAUAACAUUACCAUAUACUGUUUGUAGAAAUAUACUAGAUAGAUUUUGGAAAUUGUGAGUUCUGUCCCAGACGAAAGCAAUGUACGGGUUGGUCAACUCUCUUUCAAACGCUAAUUAUGUACGAUUUAUCCUUGAACCUAGUCAAGUUACUUAUACUUAAUAAACUAAUUUAUGCAUUU